Messenger RNA from Belonocnema kinseyi, 1985 nucleotides. RefSeq lists its product as uncharacterized. The coding region runs from base 122 to 1381 and encodes 419 amino acids. The record is from RefSeq and is a predicted model, not a curated record. NCBI's taxonomy places the organism in Eukaryota, Metazoa, Arthropoda, Insecta, Hymenoptera, Cynipidae. The transcript is spliced from 3 exons.
ACGUUGGUGCGCAUUCGCACUAGUCUACUGUAAGCGUCAGUUAGUGUGUGCAGCACCGUUGCCCACUCUGAACAUAACAGUGGUGAAUUUUGUUGUUGGGUACUUGCAUUGUCAUUAAAAAAUGAGUGCCCGAAUCUCUAAUAAUCUGCGAAGUGCGAAAGCAGUAGCAGCGGCUUUGUCGGAUUCAGAAGACGAACGUCUUUCUGAAAACAGUAACGAUGGAAGUGUAUUUCUAGUAUCUAAUGAUGAAGAUAGCGAAAUUGAAAAAGUGAAAGGAGAGGAUGUCAUCACAGAAUAUGAGGAUGAUGACGAAUUCGAUUUGGAAACGGAGCCUGCAUCGAAGCAACGUCGUCUUAAUAAAGGUGCAGAUAGGCAGAGUUGUCGCGGCAGUCGUUCAAGUGGGAAUCCGAAUUUCUCUACGAAUACAAAAAACGAUGAUAUGGACGUAGAAACUCCGGUCGAAGCGUUUCGGGUAUUAUUCGAUGAUGCGAUCUUAGAUAAAAUUAUAAUUCAUACGAAUGAAGAAAUCGAACGCGUUAUGUGUUUACUUAUAAGUAAGGAACAUCAAUGUCAAAGUAUUCAUAAAAAGAUUGACAAAGAAGAAUUGUGCGCGUAUUUAGGCCUUUGUUUUUACAGUGCUUACUUCAAAGAGAAUGAAUCAUGCGUCAAAGACAUGUGGGAUGAUGUAUUCGGUCGCGGAAUCUAUCGGGCCACAUUGUCGGGAAAGAGAUUUGAAUUUUUGAAUCGCGUUUUGCGAUUUGAUGAUAAAAAUACGAGAUCGGAACGUCGAGCCACUGAUAAACUUGCACCGAUAAGAGAAAUUUGGGAUAUUUUUAUACAGAACUGUACAAAUAAUUUCGAGCCGGCUAAUAACUGCACAAUCGACGAGCAGCAUAAACCGGAAAUAAUAAUGUCGUAUAAUUGUUACAAGGGUGCCACUGAUACGUUUGGUGAAAAGUCUCAUGAGUUUUCUACUGCUCGCCGUACUGCGAGAUGGCCCUUACGGUUUUUCUACAACAUGCUAGACCAAUCUGCUGUAAAUGCCAGAGUUGCAUAUAACUUGAAUGCUGAUAAUCCACGACUUUCUCGAAAAAAAUUUCUGAAAAAAUUAGCAUUUGGCUUGGUGGAACCGCAUCUUCGGCGACGUUUAGGCAUUGCUACGAUACGCGCUUCGAUAAAAAAAAUCAUACGUAAACUUUUAGAAAUCGAUGAGCACGUGCCAGCAGUUGUGAGCGUCAUCAAAGAAAAUACAAGGUCAAAGUGUCACUUGUGCGAUAGCAAUGCAGUUGGCCGAACACGCAUGAAGUGCCCGAACUGCUUACGCAGAAUGUGCGAUGAUCAUCGCACAGCUAUUUGCGUCGAAUGUUCUGCCGCAAAUUAAUUUUAAAUAAUUUUAUAUUUUUGUAUUUUAAAAUUAUUUUACAUAUUUAAGUUGAUGUUAUGGUUUUCGACCAAGAUUUGGUGAUAAUAAAAUGAUGGUACGCUUCCAGUGGGCACAAAAUAUGGCCAUGUCGUUAAGGUGUCUUUACGAUAUCGUAAAUAAGUCAUAUGAUCUGACGAUGUCUUUACGAUAUCGCAAAGACACCGAAACGACAUAGACAUAUGAUGUCGUAAAGACGUCGCCAAAUUUUGUGCCCACUGGGUUUUUUGAUCCUGUAUUAUAAUUUAAUCUUCCAUUCCUUUAUUAACAAUACAAACGUAGAUGUGGGCAUAAUUCAGUUUUUAUAAGCUAAACAUUGCAAACAUAUAGAACAUUAUUAAAUUUCUCGUUAUCAAAUUUUUAAGAUUUGUGAUCUGUUAUUUCUUUUUUACUUUCAACCAUGGCAAGCAUUUUUAUCCAAGAAAAUGACAUUUCUACCACAAAGUCCCAAUUUUGACAACAGAGUGGAAUUUUCUAAGAAAAAUUUAAUUUUCAACCAGAGAGGUGAUUCAAUUUCAAGAUUCAAUUUCUAUCAAAUAAUAAACUUUCUCCACAAAAGAUGGAA